AUGAAUGAAUAUUAUUUAAAUAUUUCAAAAAUUUUAAAAGUUUUAGAACAAAAUUUAAAUUUAACCAAUAAAGUCACAUCAAUCGAUAUAAAUCAACACAAUAGAUUAUUUAGCCAGGUUGAGGAGUCAUUUAAUGAACUUAUCAACUAUUUAAAAGAUUGUGAAGAGAAUGAAGCAUUAUCCUCAUGUCUAUCCAACUCGGUAUUAAAAUUUAUAAAUGUUUUUCAAGUUCAUAUUACAAGCAGUAACAAUCAGCAAAGUCAGUCACAAAAAGAGAAAAGUAAAAAUUCACUUCUUUUUUCCCAAAUUGAUAAGUUGGCAAUUUUCUCGUUAAGAUCAUUGGGAUAUUUUCUCUAUUCAUCUUUCACCGUCAAGGUAUUAAUGGAUUCACAAGUUAAAGAAAUCACCAAAUUAAUAGAGAACACUAUAGGUAUAACGAAAAAUAAAAAUAUUUGCAAUUAUGCGAUUUGGUGCUUUUCAAGUCAAAGCUUUCAAAAUGGUCCAAUUAGCACCAAAUUACCUGAAACCUAUAUCAAGUUAUUAUCAGAGACACCUUUCAAUUCAAAAACUAUCGAAAGUGAAAUUUUAAAUUCAUUCAAUACAUUACUUCAACAAAACAUUCAAUUGUAUUUAGACAGCAUUCAAGAUUGGCUGCCAUUAGUGUUUAAUAAGUUAUUUAGAGUUGAAAAUUUAAUAAACCAAAUAGAACAAUUAAAAGAAAUACUAUGCUUUUUAAUUGAAUAUUAUCAAAAAAAGAAUAUAUCAGUACCAGAAGAUUUAUCAUUCAAGUUAUUAGAGUGUCGUCAAGAAUACAUGCAAAAAUUAGAAAUUCUUUUAAAAAGCAAAAAUGAAGUAUUGGCAAUUCAAUAUUGGACCUUUUAUACCUUCUUUUUGGCAAAUGCUCCAUUUGUCGAUCGUGUUAUAAAUCAACUCACUCCAAUUCCAGAGAUCUCAUUUAAAAAUGAUAAUAAACUCAUAAAAAUCGAAUCAUUUAAUAAUUGGAAGUUGUUUAUGGAAGGUGCAUCAAGGGAUUCAGAUUUAAAAAAAGAAAAAAAGAAAAUGCAGUUAUUUAUAGCACCACUUUCAUUAUCACUCGCAACCGAAAAAGAUGUUGAUGUCAAAAAAGCAAGCUUUUCAAGCUGGAUGUACCUAUUGAAGCAAUUUAAACAAUCACUUUAUGAAGUUUUUCCAAUUGUUUUUACUCCAAUUUAUGUAAAUAUUUUAAAAAAACCAAAUUUCUCAAAAAGCCAACAAACCCCACCAAACGAAAUUGAAAAUAUCGCAGAUUAUCAUCUAGGUGAAAACGCAUUACUUUUAUUAGUAUCAAUAACAUCACCAUCACAAGAGGUUAGAAAAUCUGCAAAACAGAAACUACAGGCACUAUACGAUGUAGUUUUAGAAACUAUUCCAUUAGUGUUUACAAAUAUCAACGCAUCUGAAUGGUUACUUGGUAAUUUAGAGCCCUUUAAACUUGCAAUUCAGUCACGAUACAUCUUAUCAGAUUCAAAUACUCCUCAAUUUUGCUUUAAUGAAAAGAUUGAAUUAUGGAAUGCAAUUUUAAAAAGAAUGUCAAAUAUAGAUACCAAGGAUGAAAAAUAUUUAUUACUUUUAAAAGAUCUUUUACUUUUCCUUCAGCAACUUUUCGAACAAAUGAAAAUAGAACCAGAUGAAGACAGUACAUUAUUCUUUUAUCAAACUAUAUACAAAAAUACCAUUCAAUCCAUCCAAAGUUCAAUUUUAAUUGGUGGUGGCUCAGACUCGAAUCAAUACCUAAUCAAAAAUAUUAAUAGUGGCAAAGAUUAUAUUCCCAUCGACUUUUUCAUUUUAAAUAUAAUAGAAUUUGGCUUCAAAUUAACCAGCGAGCAAACUAAAGAACAUCUACUACCACUUUUUGAAGAGUUACUAACUAUCACUUUUAGUAAACCAUUGGACAUGUCAAAUCGUCUCAACUUUAUCAUUGGUGUAAUGAACGAUAAUUUAGAUAAUGAAACCACUCUUUGCUAUCUCUUAAGGCUUUGGAGUAUUUUAACCUCAACUGUUCAUAAACUCAUCGAAAGAUCCCAUGUACUAUUAACUUUACCUCCAACAAUGAUCGAUUGUAUUCUAGAAUCAAUAUCGAAUCUUUUAUUAUGGCCUCUAAGAGCUGUUGCUGGAACACCAUACUCUAGUGAUAAUAGUAUGGAUCCAUGUAAAAUUCUCACCUCAAACAGUAAACUUUGGAAAAACACUCUUCAAUCAAUGUGUAGAAUCUUUUCUAUUAAAACCAGUACCAAUCCCUCCAUCGGAUAUAUAUUUCAAACAAUAGACGACCUUCAAUUAACAAACCACCAAAACUACUACGAUUUUAUUCUAGCAACAUCAAUUCCCCUAUUAGAACUGUAUGAUCUAUCAUUCAUAAAUGGUAAUGGUGCUUCAAUUACAAACAACUAUGCGAAUAAAAGAAAACAAAAAAAUAUGAAAAAUCAAUCAGAGGGCGAAUUUGAAGAUGCCCAACUUCCAAAAAUACUAUCAAACCUUAGCAAUCUUUUAGUCAAUUGUCAUUUCUCCAAAAUGAUAUCAAACAAUCCAAUAUUAAACAACUCCCAACCAUUCUUGAUCAUCAAUUCCUUGGUGCCAUGUUUCAACACUAUUACAAAUAUUUUAAAGAAAUGCAAAUCGUCGACCCUCUGCCUUGUUUUAUUAGAGAACAUGGAAAGCUCUUUAAUACUCUACAUUAAAGAUACUAAACCACUGCCAUCAAUUACCUCAAAAUUAGAUAGCCAAGAAAAGUAUCAACUGACACUAAUUAGAGACUCUUUUAUUAAUCUUUGGGAUACAACUUUGGAAACCUUGAUACAAAAUAAUAUUACCACCUCCAGUAGCAUAAAUUCCUCAAACUAUAAAUACAAUAGUAAACUAUUGGAACAAUUAGAGCUGUUAUUAAUCAGUGCCUUCACCUCACCAGUAAAUGAAAUUAAAGAAAAAGCUUUAUAUUUUUGGAACGAAACUUUUGGUACACAUAUAAAUUCGAAAUCACUAGAGUACCCAAGCAAAUUAUCAAAAACUUUAAAAAAAUUAAAAGAUCAAAUUUCAAUACAACUACCAAAUUUCAAUGAUGAUAAUAUACAGCAACAGCAAACAAAACGUCCAAAUGAGAUUAAUGAUGAAAGCAUUGAUCUAGAUGAAUCGUACGAUGACUUUGUAUUACCAAACUCCCAAUUAAAAAAAGUUAAUAAUAAUGAUAAUAAACUAUUAAAUCAAUACCAACCAUCAAACACCACUGUAAAUUACAACCCAAAUACAAAUGCAAAUAAUAAAAAGAAAUUUAAAUUUUCUGAUCCACCAACAGAUCAAUAUGUUUUAAUUACAAAACAAGUUGAAAAUGACGCCGCAACCCAAUCAAUGACCGAUCACCAAUUAGAAAUUUAUGAACAACAAAAGUUAACUAGAAACUCCUCAACCAGCUUUUCAAACAAUAACAACAAUAACAACAAUAAUAAUAGUGCUAACAGCAACGGCAAUAAUAAUAAAUAUUUGCAAGAUGAAAAUGUUUUAGGUUUGAUAAAUGAUAUCAAAAACAAAUUAUUAGAAAAUCAAUCUACUCAAUCUCUUUUACAAAUCCAAUCAGUUUCGAUAGAAAUAACAAACAAAAUUAAUAAUAUUUUAAGUAAUAGAUUAUAUAAAUAA
This is a messenger RNA of Dictyostelium purpureum, 3666 nucleotides long. RefSeq lists its product as uncharacterized. The transcript is spliced from 3 exons. Bases 1 to 3666 code for a protein of 1221 amino acids. Lineage: Eukaryota; Evosea; Eumycetozoa; Dictyosteliales; Dictyosteliaceae. The record is from RefSeq and is a predicted model, not a curated record. Gene Ontology annotation, biological process: telomere maintenance. Gene Ontology annotation, cellular component: nucleus.